AUGCAGUUUUUAUUCCUCCUUUUGUGUUAUUAUAUAGCAAAUCAGCUGAAUUUGUCUUGAACUGUUUAAGAUAUGUGAGGAAAGAAGGCUGAAAGUCAUAAUGAAGUCAUGCUAAUGUAUAUAUGUAAUACUAAUUACAGGAAGAAGAUGUUUCAGUACCUCAAGAAGAACAGAGAGAGAGACUGAGAGAAACGAUGGUUAAAUCUAGAUGGAUUAAAAUGUCUCUGUUUUUUAUGCUUGUGUUUCAGUUUACAGGAGCUCUAAGUGGAGAACUUUGGCUUUUCUUUACUGUCAGAGACGGAGAUGAAGCCACUUUGCCUUGUGAAAAUGUCAUCAAGAAUCAGCACAGCUGUGACGCUACCACCUGGUUCUUCAGUGACUCACAAAGCACACAAACAGUAGAGCUUGCUGAUCUUGGAAAGAUCAGAGAAAAAGCCAAAUCAAACAGACUGAGUGUUACAGCAGACUGCUCACUGAUUAUAAAGAAGGUCACAGUUGAGGAUGUUGGUCGUUACACCUGCAGACAGUUUAGGAGGGAAUCAGAGACACAGGAAGGUCAGGAUGCUGUGGUUCUUCUGUCUGUUGUCAUCAUGACUGAACAGAAGAACACUGAUCAGGUGACUUUAAGCUGCUCUGUGAGGACAUAUGAACGCUGUAAACACAGAGUGAAGUGGAUCCAUAACAGUGAAGAUCUGAAUACACCUUACUCAAAUUUACAAACAUCACAGUCUCGCUGCUCUGCUACUGUGACCUUUCUGAACCUUGCAUACACUCACAUAUCAAGUUAUGACUUUAAGUGUAUUGUUACGACAGAAGAUAACAAAGUGCAGCUUUUUUCCUUCAGCCCUCGUUCAUCAGGUGAAGAAACAAACACAGCAACAACAAUUAAAAUAGACACAAUAACUAAAAAUACAACAAAAGAGCUGGAAAUCAUAAACGUGUCAACAAAAUUACCAGGUGAAGAAACAAAUAGGGCAACAAUUAAACUGGAAAUAAUGAUGGAAAAAAGCAUAAAAGUAGAUCUGACAGCAAAAGAGUUGGAGAUCACGGAUGGUUCGAGAAAAUUACCAGGCUGGUGCUGGUACAGACUCAGCGUUGUGUCUGUGGGUUUAGCAGCACUUAUAACAGCUGCUGUGGUCGUCAACAUCUGGAUACGAGCUGGGAAGAAAAAGCAGCGACGGAUGAAAACACGGUGUGUAGAUGAUGAUGGAGCAGGGAACUCUGGAAAUGUCCGAUCUUCUGCUGAACUUUGACCCUCCUGCUUCUGUCACAUCUCACUGAUCAGCUCAUCAGCAUGCUGUAUGUUUGCAUGAGGAGCAGAGCCUUUAAUAAAGAGACAGUUUGGACAACAAUCCUGAAACAUUGAUCCUGCUCAUAUUCAGGAGACCACAGUGACUUUGUGCCUGCAGCAGCUGUAAAAAGCUGCUUGUUUGGGCUUUUUUUUUUUUUUUUUUGGAGGUGACCUUUAUUGUUAAUUAGUUGAUGCCAGGCUAUUCCUACAGGGGGGGCUGAUUCAAGUCAGUUUAUGAGGACAUUUAAAACCAACACAUGCAGGUUAAAGUGCUGUACAGCUAAAAGAAGAAAAACUACAGAAAACCGAAGAAAACAAAUGCCAGGAGUCAGUCUGGUUUAGAUGCCGAGGAAUAAAAAGGAGGUUUUGAAGAUGACCUCAAUCUGUUUCUCAGUACAACAACAAACAUCUGAUCAGGUGACCUCAGUGAUGUUUUGGGAGUGUGCAUACUCACCAAUCAGAAAUCAUCAGCACAUAAAGUAUUUUAAUAAAACGUAACAUAUGUCACAUAAAGUAGUGCACAGCAGUGAGCCCUGUGGAACCCCACAGGUAACCCACAGCUUUAUUUAUUCAUACAGACUAAUAUCAACUAUUUAACCAUGAGUCCCUCUGAUACCAUCUGCAGUUUCAAAUGCCUUUUAAAAUUAAAUAUUCACCUCUACAAUGAUGAGAGGGCACACAGAGAGAAAUGAGGCUCAAAAUAAUGUUUUAAAUGUAUAAAAUAUGACCUAUAAAUGUAAACUCAUUUACACAAGUGUAGCGAUUUAUGUGUAGCUAUUUUGUAAAGGCGUGCAUCACCACCUGAAUAAA
This is a messenger RNA of Archocentrus centrarchus (flier cichlid), 2101 nucleotides long. RefSeq lists its product as uncharacterized. Lineage: Eukaryota; Metazoa; Chordata; Actinopteri; Cichliformes; Cichlidae. Gene Ontology annotation, molecular function: MHC class II protein binding; protein tyrosine kinase binding. Gene Ontology annotation, cellular component: external side of plasma membrane; membrane raft. Gene Ontology annotation, biological process: interleukin-15-mediated signaling pathway; T cell activation; positive regulation of ERK1 and ERK2 cascade. The transcript is spliced from 8 exons. The coding region runs from base 195 to 1253 and encodes 352 amino acids. The record is from RefSeq and is a predicted model, not a curated record.